Messenger RNA from Phaeodactylum tricornutum CCAP 1055/1, 1317 nucleotides. RefSeq lists its product with no specific name. Bases 1 to 1317 code for a protein of 438 amino acids. The record is from RefSeq and is a predicted model, not a curated record. NCBI's taxonomy places the organism in Eukaryota, Bacillariophyta, Bacillariophyceae, Surirellales, Neidiaceae. The transcript has a single exon.
AUGUCAAAUCGCUCUGCUUGUUGGACACAGCUGUUGGUGCUGCGACGGGUUUUGAUGAAUUGGAGACGAAGAUAUGGUUAUCAAUUUGUAGUCUAUGCUGCGAUUCUCGGCAUGGCCUCUAUCUACGUCGUCUCGAUGGAGGCCCCUCCUGAAUCAGAGAUAGCCAGCCAGGAGUCUUUCUUUCUAGCUGCGAAAGCGACGAAGGUUGCUAUGCCAAAGGACUGGACACAUGGAAAAUACCAGCUGUCAGAGUCUGCUUUACCAUCUUGGAUGAAAGCGUACGUAGCCUUUCACCAGCGUCAUGUCCAGACGCCUGCAAGUGCAUCUCGGCUUGUUUGGCAUUGUCCAGAAAACCGUGGCUGUGGUGGAAUUGGUGACCGUCUGAGUGGCAUUGUACAAGUACUGAUGAUGAGUAUGGUGACUAAACGAGUUUUUUUGGUUGACUGGCAUGGAUCUGGCCUGUCGAUAAACAAGGUGUUGAGGCCACGCUUCAUUGCCUGGGACAGCAUUCCCCUACCAUCCGAUAUGGUGAAACUUUACGCAAAUGAUGAUCGCAACAAUACCUAUUUGCGCGAUCCAAGGACUCUGCCACAAAAGGUGAACAUUCAACUACAAGCGAAUCUCUAUUUGUACGACGCCGUCCUCAAGCGGGAACCCGCCUAUUUAGCGUAUUGGAACCGAUACGGCGGCGUCAACAUUUCGCUGUUGUCACCGUUCAAAAUUGCGUUUUGGACGCUUUUCCAGUGGACAGAUCUCGUCGUUAGGCAUGCCCAGGGGCUGCGUAACGCUUCCGGGCUUGCGGAGCCUGCUCAGCGUUAUAUCGGCGUGCACGUCCGGACAGGAAGUGGUGUGUCAUGGACCGAUCCUCCGCGACAUGCCGGUCUUCCAGCGCUACGGCAGUUCUAUGACUGCGCACGACGACUUCAACACGCCUUGCAACAAAAAUGUAUCAAUGAGGGUGACUCCACAUCUAGCUUGCCAGAGAUCUACUUGGCCUCUGAUCGCGUCGACGCAAAGUUUCAGAUGAAAGCUUGGGAUUCCGAGAACGACAAUACCAUCAAAUAUGUAACGAACUUGGAGCCCUUUCACGUUGACAAAAGCCGCAACGCGAUGAACACCUCCGCCGCCGAACUAGAUGUUUGGGGGGAGCUCAAAGUGCUUCUGGACGCGACUUGUCUUGUAACGAGUCGAAGCCAGUUCAGCACGUUGGCUUCAAGUCUACGUAUGGAUCAAACGCCCCAUCGGUGCGCUGUUAUGUUCGACCAAUGUGAUAUAGAGCAAAUUGAACAAGCCGUCGCAGUAGUGUCGUCAUGCUGA